GUUAUUUCAGGGUUGCCAACGCUCGCAGUGCUCUCGCCGUCUCCGUCAUCGUUCACAGCUUUGUUUCAUGUACACAUAGGAUGGAUUCUCAGAUCAAGCACGCAGUGGUGGUGAAGGUGAUGGGAAGGACUGGAUCACGUGGUCAGGUCACUCAGGUCAGAGUGAAGUUCACUGACUCUGACCGUUACAUCAUGAGGAACGUGAAAGGACCCGUCAGAGAGGGCGAUGUCCUGACUCUCCUCGAGUCCGAGAGAGAAGCCAGGAGACUCCGCUGAUGUUUCGUCUCUCGGCCCUUUUACACACGUCGGACUGCCAUGUCGCGGGCGAGUUUUGUCUCGGUAUCUACUGUGUUGCUUUGUCGACUAGAUUUUUCAGACAUGUUCUUGAAGGAUGAAUCUUAUUACUUGGUGUGCCUACUCUACUGCCUUCUGAUAUACAAAAGGCCCAUUUGGUCGUAGAAAUUAGUCAUGGGUGCACAAGUAUCUGAUUUUCAAAUA
This is a messenger RNA of Tarenaya hassleriana, 497 nucleotides long. RefSeq names its product 40S ribosomal protein S28-1. Lineage: Eukaryota; Viridiplantae; Streptophyta; Magnoliopsida; Brassicales; Cleomaceae. Gene Ontology annotation, cellular component: cytosolic small ribosomal subunit; ribosome. Gene Ontology annotation, molecular function: structural constituent of ribosome. The record is from RefSeq and is a predicted model, not a curated record. Bases 81 to 275 code for a protein of 64 amino acids. The transcript is spliced from 2 exons. Gene Ontology annotation, biological process: maturation of SSU-rRNA; translation; ribosomal small subunit assembly.